AAAAGGAAAAAAAAAAAGGCGAUUUGGGGAAAGGAUACUUGCCUCCGUCCCGCUGCUGUCUUGGAAACCAGAGGGGGAAGCGUCAGAGGCAGAGAGAGAGACAGGGAGAGAGGGAAGGAAGAAAAAAAAAAAAGGAAGGAAGGAGGGAGAGUUGAAUUUUUAUUAUUUUUUUUCCCGAUUUUUUUUUUCUCUCCUCCUUUUUUAAUGCUGAGUUACCGCAUCGCUUCGCUGAGAUCCAGCAAGCCGAAGAUUUUACCCGAUUGCUUCCAUUGCUGGCGACGCUGAGGGAUUUUUGCAUUUUUUUGGGGAGAGGGGGGGGGGAAACUUCGCGAUCCUUUCUUUUCACACUGGCCUUAAAGAGGAUAUAUUAGAAGUUGAAGUAGGAAGGGAGCGAGCAGGCCGAUGGCGCAAAGGUACGACGAGCUGCCCCACUACGGCGGCAUGGAGGGGGUGGGCAUCCCCACCACCAUGUACGGGGACCCCCACGGCGCCCGCCCCAUGCAGCCCGUGCACCACCUCAACCACGGGCCGCCGCUCCACUCGCACCAGUACCCGCACGCCGCCCACGCCAACGCCAUGCCCCCCGCCAUGGGCGCCUCCGUCAACGACGCCCUCAAAAGGGACAAAGAUGCCAUCUACGGACACCCCCUGUUCCCUCUUUUAGCACUGAUUUUUGAGAAAUGUGAAUUAGCUACAUGCACGCCCAGGGAGCCCGGGGUAGCGGGAGGCGAUGUUUGCUCCUCUGAGUCUUUCAAUGAAGACAUAGCAGUGUUCGCCAAACAGAUCCGAGCAGAGAAACCCCUAUUUUCCUCUAAUCCUGAACUGGAUAACUUGAUGAUUCAAGCCAUACAAGUAUUAAGGUUUCAUCUGUUGGAAUUAGAGAAGGUACACGAAUUAUGUGACAAUUUCUGCCACCGGUAUAUUAGCUGUUUGAAAGGAAAAAUGCCUAUCGAUUUGGUCAUAGACGAUAGAGAGGGCGGAUCAAAAUCGGACAGUGAAGACAUAACAAGAUCAGCAAAUCUAACAGAUCAGCCCUCCUGGAACAGAGACCACGAUGACACGGCGUCCACGCGCUCCGGGGGAACCCCCGGGCCUUCCAGCGGGGGACACACAUCGCACAGCGGGGACAACAGCAGUGAGCAAGGUGACGGCUUGGACAACAGUGUAGCUUCCCCCAGCACAGGUGAUGAUGAUGAUCCAGAUAAGGACAAAAAGCGACAUAAAAAGCGUGGCAUCUUUCCCAAAGUAGCCACAAAUAUCAUGAGGGCAUGGCUGUUCCAGCAUCUAACACACCCCUACCCUUCAGAAGAACAGAAAAAGCAGUUGGCACAAGACACAGGGCUCACUAUACUUCAAGUGAACAAUUGGUUUAUUAAUGCUAGAAGAAGAAUAGUUCAGCCCAUGAUAGACCAGUCCAAUCGAGCAGUAAGUCAAGGCACACCCUACAACCCCGACGGGCAGCCGAUGGGAGGCUUCGUGAUGGACGGCCAGCAGCACAUGGGCAUCCGAGCGCCAGGGCUGCAAAGUAUGCCAGGGGAUUAUGUGUCUCGGGGUAGUCCAAUGGGUAUGAACAUGGGACAGCCAAGCUAUACCCCGCCCCAGAUGCCCCCCCAUCCUGCUCAGCUGCGUCAUGGCCCCCCCAUGCAUACCUACAUUCCUGGACACCCUCACCACCCAGCGAUGAUGAUGCAUGGAGGACCACCCCACCCUGGAAUGCCCAUGUCAGCAUCAAGCCCCACAAUGCUUCAUACCGGCGAGCCGGCAGUGAGUGGACAAGUGAUGGACAUUCAUGCUCAGUAGCUUAAGGGAAUCCGCGUUGUCUGCAGCGGCGGUAGAUUUCAAACAUUGUCUUUCUGCAAUGACUAUGGAGUUCCGUUCUUGGCGUCGACUUUGGACCAAGGGACGUUCCUAUUCUUCACAGGGACCCUGACAAGCAGGAAAACACCAACUGAAGUCAACUUCUGGGGACAUCCUAAAUACCUAUAUAAGACAUUAAGAGAACAAAGAGUGAAAUAUUGUAAAAUGCUAUUAUACUGUUAUCCAUAUUACGUUGUUUCUUAUAGAUUUUUUAAAAAAAAUG
Oxyura jamaicensis (ruddy duck) is the source of this 2080-nucleotide messenger RNA. It is a transcript of the gene MEIS1, whose product is annotated as Meis homeobox 1. NCBI's taxonomy places the organism in Eukaryota, Metazoa, Chordata, Aves, Anseriformes, Anatidae. Gene Ontology annotation, biological process: angiogenesis; brain development; positive regulation of cell population proliferation. Bases 403 to 1800 code for a protein of 465 amino acids. The transcript is spliced from 12 exons. The record is from RefSeq and is a predicted model, not a curated record. Gene Ontology annotation, molecular function: DNA-binding transcription activator activity, RNA polymerase II-specific; RNA polymerase II cis-regulatory region sequence-specific DNA binding.